Molecule: messenger RNA, 5340 nt
Organism: Oncorhynchus masou masou (cherry salmon)
Lineage: Eukaryota; Metazoa; Chordata; Actinopteri; Salmoniformes; Salmonidae
Product: serine/threonine-protein kinase pdik1l
Exons: 3
Coding region: 139-1164 (341 amino acids)
Biological process (GO): protein phosphorylation
Cellular component (GO): cytoplasm; nucleus
Molecular function (GO): protein kinase activity; ATP binding
Source: RefSeq, a predicted model, not a curated record
GAGCAAGCGGGAGCGCGCUGUUGACGGGGUACUUGAGCUGCAGGUUUGCGAUCUCUCUUCACGGACCUUGUCUUGUCUGCCAGAGAAAGUCAACAACAAAUGAAUCGUUGAGGGAAGACGAAAACAGUGAGGAAGAGGAUGGUGAGCAGCCAGCCGAAGUAUGAGCUGAUCCAGGAGGUAGGACGUGGCAGCUACGGCGUGGUGUACGAGGCGCUGGUGAAACGCACCGGGGCCCGGAUGGCCGUGAAGAAGAUCCGCUGCCACAGCCCAGAGAAUGUAGAGCUGGCCCUCAGGGAAUUCUGGGCCCUGAGCAGUAUCCAGAGCCAGCACCCCAACGUCAUCCACCUGGAGGAGUGUGUCCUGCAGAGAGAUGACCUGGCUCAGAGGAUGAGCCACGGGUCCAGCUCCCCACUGUACCUAGAGCUGGUGGAGACAUCUCUGAAGGGAGAGAUAACCUUUGACCCGUGCUGUGCCUACUAUCUGUGGUUCGUCAUGGACUUCUGUGACGGAGGAGACAUGAACGCUUACUUGCUGUCCCGUAAACCCAGCCGCAAGACCAACACCAGCUUCAUGCUGCAGUUAGGAAGUGCCCUGGCCUUCCUGCACCGAAACCAGAUCAUCCACCGAGAUCUGAAGCCUGACAACAUCCUCAUCUCCCAGGGAAGGACCUUUGCGGGAACCCCCGAGCCCACACUGAAGGUGGCAGACUUCGGGCUGUCAAAGGUCUGCUCCACGUCGGGCCUCAACCCUGAGGAACCAGCCUCCGUCAACAAGUGUUUCCUCUCCACAGCGUGUGGCACGGACUUCUACAUGGCUCCAGAGGUGUGGGAGGGCCACUACACGGCUAAAGCAGACAUCUUUGCCCUGGGUAUCAUCAUCUGGGCCAUGGUGGAGCGGAUCACGUUCGUUGACGUGGAGACCCAGAAGGAGCUCCUGGGAAGCUACGUGCAGCAGGGGGAGGAGAUCGUGCCCCUCGGGGAGGCGCUCCUGGAAAACCCCAAGAUGGAGCUGCUGAUCCCGGCCAGGAUGAAGAGCAUGAACGCGGGCAUGAAACAGCUGAUCCGGGAGAUGCUGUCGUUCAACCCUCAGGAGAGACCUGACGCCUUUGAACUGGAGCUCCGACUGGUCAGGAUCGCCUGCAGAGAGCUCGACUGGGACACGUGAUAAUUGAUGUGGAUAGGAGGAGAGCGGACCAUGGGACUAGUAGUCAAAACAUCAAGCACUUGUAUCUAGUCCUAAUUCACCACUGUUAGCUCUGGUGGUCGAGGCCACACAAUGGGAGUUAUUAUUUUUUUUAAGGGAACAAUUCAAACGUUGCAAAGAUUUUGGCUUUGCAGUUGGAUAUUGGUUUAGAUGUAGGACUACUGGUAAACCUAGCUCAACGGGUUGAUAGCCAGGCUGUAAAAAUGUUUGUUUUGAAUGUUAACAGAGCAAGGCUGUCCAUAAGCACAUUCAGCUGUUUGUCUCUCAGAAGGAGAGGUGUUGCUAGCCACCCCAGUGGUUUAGGCUAACCUGUUAACUUUAACUCUAACUCUCUUUAGUUGUUUGCCUACAAAUUUCACCCCAGUCUCGGUGCUAAUAAUCGUACUUCGGAUGCAAUUUAUGAAACAGGGAGACCGCAUCCCGUGUAGAUAUGAUGCAAUUAAAUUCCAAUUUAGACACGCCUCAGUGAUCGUAAACUGUGCACGCCUGGUUUUACCAGUAUUCUGUGACAACACCCUGCUCCUCCCCAUCAACACACACUUCCCACUGCUCAGGUAAAAUCGAAGAUAUACUGUUGAUUGAUUUGUAGACAACCAGCUGUUUGAAGAGACAUAUCACACAGGACAGUAUUCUGAGCUGGCCCUGAGCCAACUAUGGGAUCAGGCUAAAUCUUGGUAUGCCAGCCCAGCCCAGACAUAAUCUAGCAUAACGCCCAGACAUAAUCUAGCAUAACCCCCAGCCCAGACAUAACCUAGCAUAACCCCCAGCCCAGACAUAACCUAGCAUAACCUCAGUCAGCCAGUGUCAUAAUUGUCCUGGAAUGUGUCAUGAUUGCCCCAUAAUGAAAAUAAUUUUGAGGAAUGGAGUGUUUGGAAUGUAAUUAACUUGAGUCACCAUAAUUUAAAGUCCAGAGAUAGCAAGCUGCUUAUUCAAAACACAUAAAGGAAUGUGUUGUUGCCCCAAACUAACGUUGACGUAUUUAACUGAAGAGCCAAUGUUCUGCUUGUAUUAUUAAAAUAUAGUGCUUUAAUUUAGACUUGAAUUCUCACAACUGAAGGCCAGUGGCGUUCCAAAUGAAACCUGUGUGAGCGGAAUGGUUAGGGGUAUGACUUCACUGGCAAUCACUUGAUUGAAAAAAUGCACUUUUAUUUAGUUAUUUUCCUUUUCAUAACUUACCAUGCUAUUAUCUAUCACCUUCAAAAACAGUGUUUACUUGGGGCCUGGGAAGAUAUAUUGUCAAACAGCAAACAAGAAGUCUCUCUUACACACACACCGGUGUAUUGUCAGCACACAGAACGUCUACUUAUGCAUUCAAUGCCUCUCCCCUUCAGAGAGGAGAUGGAGGCAGCACAGCACACAGUUGUCCCUGAGCCCAGAGGAUCUAUUUAAAAAAUGCAAUUUUGUGUUUUAACCUGAUCUCGUCUCACUGUCAGUUUUCACCUCGGUUUCCCCAGAACAGACACGCACCUCUGUUUCCCCUGGGUCCUGCUGGAUUUAACGGUAAUCCCUUUCUCCACGUUUCCUUCCGACAGACUCCUACUAAGCCUAUUACGUUUGGUGUAGGUGGCAGAGGUAAAGUGAGGCACUCACUGGGGACCCAGGCCUAUUGCCUUGCAGGUCAUAAUUUGUGCGCUUCUAACAGUUGUGAAAAUGAAAACGUUAUCAAUAUCUGAAAAAAAUGUAGUUUUAGUGUGUCAUUCAAACAGUGGCAUAAGUUUUAAAAUAUAUUUCAUACGAGCAGACUGUCGCCAACAUUAACCUGCAUUAUUGCCUUUUUUAAAUGUCUUCCAUUGCCAAAAUCCUCUUGUCUUACAUGAUAUUAACAUACUGUAUGCCUUAUUUUAAUAUCUCCACACACUAGCACUACAUUGUGUGAUUGUUCUGGUGGCCAGGCACAUUUUGUUCAGAGUUUUGGCUAUUGGGUUUUUAUCUCUGCUGUUUUACCCCUUCAAUAUUAGCACUGAUUGCCCCUUUAAUAAAAUGUCUAAAGCACAAUAGGCAGUUGCUAUAUGUAACAAAAAUAUAAACUUAACAAUUUCAAUGAUUUUACUGAGAUACAGUUCAUAAAAAAAGAAAAUCCAGUCAAUUAAAAUACAUUGAUUAGGCCCUAGUUUAUGAAUUUCACAUGACUGAGCAGGGGUGCAGCCAUAGGCUUGGGAGCCAGGCCGAACCAAUCAGAAUGAGUUUUUUCCCCACAAAAGGGCAUUAUUACAGACAGAAAUCCUUCUCAGUUUCUUCAGCUGGUGGCUGUCUCAGAUGAUCCCGCAGGUGAAGAAGCCAGACCUGGAGGUUCUGGGCUGGCGUGGUUACACGUGGUCUGCGGUUGUGAGGUUGGUUGGAGGUACUGCCAAAUGAUCUAAAAUGACGUUGGAGGCGGCUUAUGGUAGAAAAAUUAACAUAAAAUUCUCUGGCAACAGCUCUGGUGGCAUUCCUGCAGUCAGCAUGUCAAUUGCACACUCCCUCAAAAUUGAGACCACUGUGGCACUGUUGUGACAACCACACUUUAGUGGCCUUUUAUUGUCCCCAGCUCAAGGUGCAUCUGUGUAGUGACCAUGCUGUUUAAUCAACUUCUUGAUAUGCCACACCUGUUGGGUGGAUCGAUUAUUUUGGCAAAGGAGAAAUGCUCACUAACAGGGAUGUGCACACAAUUUGAGAGAAAUAAGGUCUUUGCAUAUGGAAUAUUUCUGGGAUAUUUUUUCUGCUCAUAAAACAUGGGACCAACACUUUACAUGCUGCGUUUUAUAUUUUUGUUCAGUAUACAUCAAUUUUUGGACUUUUAAUAUGUACUCAUUGAUUCAUGAAUAUACACUAUGUGCAGAACAAUAGGAACACCUUCCUAAUAUUGAGUUGCAUCCCCUUUUGCUCUCAGAACAGCCUCAAUUCAUCUUGGCAUGGACUCUACAAGGUGUCGAAAGCAUUCCACAGGGAUGCUGGCCAAUGUUGUCUCCAAUGGUUCCCACAGUUGUGUCAAGUUGGCUGGAUGUCCUUUUGGGUGUGAAAAACCCAGCCAGCAUUGCAGUUCUUGACACUCAAACUGGUGCGCCCUCCACAAACAACCAUACCCCGCUCAAAGGCACUUAAAUAUUUUGUCUUGCCCAUUCACCCUCUGAGUGGCACACAUAAACCAGUGGAGGCUGCUGAGGGGAGGACAGCUCAUAAUAUCUGGAAAGGAGCGAACGGAAUGGCAUCAAACACAUGGAACCCAAGUGUUUGAUGUAUUUGAUACUAUUCCACUCCAGCCAUGACCAUGAUGCUGUCCUCCCCAAUUAAGGUAUGAACCUCCUGUGAUAUUCUCAAUUGUCUUAAAUCUUUAACCUGUCUCCCCUUUAUCUACACUGAUUGAAGUGGAUUUAACAAGUGACAUCAAUAACAGAUCAUAGCUUUCACCUGGUCAGUCUGUUGUGGAAAGAGCAGAUGUUCCUAAUGUUUUGUACACCUUGUGUAUAUGAGCUACUACAGAGGCUGAAGGAGGAGUUUAUGGACAUGUGACUGUGAAUUAUUACGAGCGCCUUGACAUUGUUUGAGUUGUAUGUUUGCUGUGAUGGUUGAUCCUUUUUCAACAGUUACUUCAGCUUCCCAUAUGUUCUGUCAUUGAUACAGAAGUGGUUUUAGAGUUGGAUACUGUGUUGGUGUGCUAGUGGUGAUUAAUUAUGUCUUCAUUGGCCCAACUUUGGUUGGUCAUUGAUGUGUUUGUGUGUGUAUUGAUUGUGUACACACACAACUGGGGUCACCUACUCAAAAACAUCUUUGCUGCUUCUGAUGAACUUGAUAAGGAGAUAAAAAUAGCUCGUUGCCUGAAAUAUAAUCCUACCAGACUCAGAUGUGUCACCUUUGGUGAAAUCUGCAUCCAAAAUGGCACCCUAUUGCCCAUAUAAUGCACUACUUUGGACCAGAAGCCCUGGUCCAAAGUAGUGAUGUGAUAUAUAUAUAUAUGGUGCCAUUGGGAACACAAAUCGUAAGUGCCCUAUUCAGAACAGGGCCCAUUGCAACGACAAACCUCAUCAGUUGCAGAUAAACACCAAGCAUCAUCAGUGUAUGAGGGGCUCAAACUUUUCUAUGAACAAUAUUUCCUUUGUAUGUCGUAAGAUAUUUUGAAGAGAAUCAGUGAAAUGUAUCAAUAAAUGCUGUAAAAUGUCA